This is a messenger RNA of Sordaria macrospora k-hell, 804 nucleotides long. RefSeq lists its product as uncharacterized. Gene Ontology annotation, cellular component: mitochondrion. Gene Ontology annotation, molecular function: oxidoreductase activity; FAD binding. The record is from RefSeq and is a predicted model, not a curated record. Gene Ontology annotation, biological process: ubiquinone biosynthetic process. Lineage: Eukaryota; Fungi; Ascomycota; Sordariomycetes; Sordariales; Sordariaceae.
AUGAGGGAGGAUGGGAGGGAUGGGGAGGAGGGGAAAGACGGAGAGGAGAAUGCGGGCAAGGCAAUGGCAGUCGUGAAAUGGGGGUGGGAGGUUAUUGACGUUGGUGACGUUGGUGACGGCGAUAGUGAUGAGGCUCAAGUCGGAGAAGAGCCUGGGAAAAAAAAGGUAACUCCAGGCAACGGAAACGGGAACACGGGAAAAGCGUGGGUAAAAGCCAAAACCACCUCCGGCACCACCGAGAUCCUAAAAGCCGACUACAUCGUUGCCUGCGACGGCGCCAACAGCACCCUCCGCAAGCUCCUCUUUGGCUCUGGUUCCGAUGCAUUCCCCGGUUUCACAUGGGACAAACAAAUCGUUGCCACGAACAUCUACUACCCCUUUGACAAGUACCACUACGACGAUAGUCAGUUCUUUAUCGACACUGAGCAUUGGCACAUGGUAGCCAAGAUCCAGCUGGACGGGCUGUAUCGAGUUACCUACGGGGAACUAGGCGGACUAAGCAACGAGGAACUCAAAGAAAGGUUGGAGCAGAAGUUCAGGAGGAUCCUACCUGGUAAUUCUGGACCGGAGGAGUAUGAACUGGUGAACUUUAGUCCGUAUAAAGUCCAUCAGAGGUGCGUGGAAGAAAUGAGAAUGGGGAGGUGUUUGUUGGUGGCGGAUGCGGCGCAUUUGUGUAACCCCUUUGGAGGCCUCGGCCUCACCGUCGGUAUCGCGGACGUAGGCAGUCUCUACGAUUGUCUCCUCAGAAUUCACACCGGACAAGCAGAUGAUAGCAUCCUGUACAAGUACGACGAGGUCCGUUGA